This is a messenger RNA of Didymosphaeria variabile, 1029 nucleotides long. RefSeq names its product Autophagy protein 5 (gene atg5). Gene Ontology annotation, biological process: nucleophagy; C-terminal protein lipidation; autophagosome assembly. Gene Ontology annotation, cellular component: Atg12-Atg5-Atg16 complex; cytoplasm; phagophore assembly site membrane. The record is from RefSeq and is a predicted model, not a curated record. Bases 1 to 1029 code for a protein of 342 amino acids. Lineage: Eukaryota; Fungi; Ascomycota; Dothideomycetes; Pleosporales; Didymosphaeriaceae. The transcript is spliced from 3 exons.
AUGAACGUCGCAGCCCUACUGCGCGAGCGCGUGUGGUCCGCCUCCAUUCCCGUAGAGAUCUCCCUGCACAGCGCAGACUGCUCGUCAUACGAAGCCGUCCCCUACCUGGUCCACGUCCCACGACUCUCGUAUCUGGCAUUUCUCCUACCCAAGCUCCACACCUACUUCCACGCCAACUUGAUCUACCCCGACGUCUCUCCGUUUGAUGCAUGGCUCGAGUAUGACCAUGUGCCCUUGAAGUGGCACUACCCGCUCGGCCUACUCUACGACCUGUACUCCGGAGCCGAGCCUGCAUCCUCACACAACACGCCCGCCGAGCAAGCCAUAGUGCCCAGCUCUGAAGAGGAAGAGACCCCGCCCUGGAAAUUGACUCUCCACUUCUCUAGUUACCCCAAAGAUCAGCUGGUGCAGCUCGACGCCCAUGAGAAGCACCUCCACGAUCUGUUUAUAAACAACGUGAAGGAGGCCGACUACCUCCGAAAUGGAACAGGGAAGACAGUAAUGUCUCUCAGCAAAGAGGAUUCCGAACAGCUAUGGGAAGGUGUCAGGCAACGAGACUACAGGCGCUUCAGUCGUAUCAAUAACAAGUUCCUGAAUCCUCAAGGCGCUACGCUCCGUCAUGUCCCAAUGAGGUUAUACCUCCCACAUGCUGCCUCCCCUCAAGUGGGGAAGCCGUCUUCGCCCAGCAGCUAUCCUCAAGAACGUGGAAAGAUUGAGAAGGCCAUCAUGCCUGGCUCCGUGCGAGUCGUGCAGGGACUAAUCCCAGUAUCCUCAUCGUCACGUGAGUCAUUGCCACCAGAGUUGAGAUCAGAAAACUGUGCUGAUAAGGUCCUAGGGCAACGCCAGACAGUAGGCACUGCGCUGAACACGUUACUACCCAGCCUGUUUCGAAAUACGCGCGGGCCUUGCCUCAUUGCUGCGCCGGUGCUGCAUGGCGCUAUCCUCCCUUUGGACGCCGGCGUCGAAGACCUGAUACGAACCGCUGCCUACGUCGAUGGAUGGCUCCACAUCGCUUUCGUGAUGUUAUAG